Molecule: messenger RNA, 978 nt
Organism: Rotaria sp. Silwood2
Lineage: Eukaryota; Metazoa; Rotifera; Eurotatoria; Philodinida; Philodinidae
Source: the annotation of a GenBank genome assembly
AUGGUCGUCGAUAAAACCCUGUACGAUGUUCUUGGAGUCGACGAAAAUGCAACAACAGAACAAAUCAAUAAAGCUUUCAAGAAAAAAUCAUUAGAACAUCAUCCAGAUCGUGGUGGCGAUCAUGAAAUGAUGCAGCAAAUCAAUGCUGCUAAAGAAGUCUUGACUGAUCCACAAAAACGAGAAAUAUACGAUCGAUAUGGGUUAGAAGGAAUGAGAUCGGGCAUGGGCGAAGGAAACUUUGGUGGAUUUUCGGAAUUUCCUGGAGGCAUUUUUGACAUAUUUGAUUUAUUCAACCAUGGAUCGAAUCGUCGAGGACGAGCAGCAACGCCGAAAGGCAGUGAUAUUAAACAUAUUCUGAGAGUUUCUUUAGAAGAACUGUAUUCAGGCAAUACGAAAACAAUAUCAAUCGAUCGUGAAGUUAUUUGUACAGAUUGUAAUGGGUAUGCAUGUAUAUUCACUUGUAUUGAAUGUAUUUGUUGUUAUUUUAUUAAUAGUACUGGUUGUCACGAUGGAGUAAGUCGUGAAUGCACGAAAUGUGAAGGACGUGGCAUUGAGACAAGAGUCUUUCGCAUGGGUCCGAUAAUUCAACAAAUGCAAAGUAAAUGUUCAUCAUGCAAUGGUGAAGGUACCACAAUCAAUUCGAGAAAUUGCUGCAAAAGUUGUCGUGGUAAAAAAGUUGUUCGACAAACGAAGAGUAUGGAUGUAGAUAUAGCACCUGGAAGUCACGAUGGAGAAACAAUUAAGUUUAGUGGUGAAGGAAACCAAGUACAAUUGGAAGCUAUCCUACCACAAAAACAGCGUGUUAGACUGAGUAGUAAAGAAUAUUAUGAAGAAACUGAAAUGUUAGAAUGUGAACCACCGCUAAAGAAGUCUCAACACCAACAUUUCGGAAACGGUUACCACUUUAAUGGAACAGAAAAUGGUGAAGAUGAUGAUACUCAUGGACAUCCUCAAGGUGUUCAAUGCCAAACGCAAUAG